AUGGCAAUCGACGAGAAGCACGAGACGCUUUCGCACAUCACCCUACUCACUUCCCAUUCCAGACUGACGCCAAAAGUAUUCGCACAUGCUUGGCCUGGCAAUGGCACGGAAUUGGAUCCAUUUCGCAUCGAGUUCCUGCCGGACGAGCCAGGAAAUCCAAUGGCAUUCCCAACUUGGAAGAAAUGGGUGUUGACGGUCAUCAUGGCUGUCGGAACCUUCAGCGUAACAAGCUCGAGCACAACGUUUUCUGGAGCGAUCCCGCAAAUUGAGGAAAGCUUCGACGUCGCCAAGGUGGUCGCGACUUUGGCAGUGUCGCUCUUCGUGGCCGGCUUCAUUAUUGGUCCCAUGGCGUGGAGCCCGCUGAGCGAGCUAUAUGGCAGGCAAUACAUAUACCUGCUCACUUUUGGCAUGGUAAGUCCACCUCGACGAAGACAGCGAUUGUAUCAGAUGGGUGAUGAGUUACCAGGGCACUCUUUUCGGAGGCGCCAGUCUAGCCUGCAGUGAUAACUUGGCGGGAUUGCUCGUGUUGCGAUUCCUGUCCGGUGCGUUCGCAGGUGCCUGCGUGAACAACUCGGCGGGCGUGAUCGCAGAUAUGUUCCCAGCCAGGGAGCGAGGACUUGCUCUGACCAUCUACUGCUCAGCACCGUUCAUGGGGCCAACAGUGAGUUUCUUUUGCCGCGCAUUUCAUGCCGGCUCACUCUUAGCUGACGAUGUAGGUGGGUCCGCUGGUUUCAGGCUUCCUGGCAUCGUCUACUGGCUGGUUCUGGUGCGAUGUUUUGACGGUCUGCUUGGUUGCGACGAUGUUCCUCGUUGGCGUCCUUCUGGUACCCGAAACGUACGGUCCUCGGCUUCUGAUCUGCAGAGCGAGGAGCAUGACCAAGAGUACGGGUAAGGUGUAUCGCAGUAAAGUCGAAGCAGAGAAAGGGUCGAGGCCAGCACGGGUUGUCUUUCGCGAGGCAAUGGUGCGGCCUUGGAUCUUGCUGGCUACGGAGCCAAUCGUCCUGCUCAUUGCGGUGUACGCAUCGAUCAUCUAUGGCAUACUGUUUCUGGCCCUCGCAGCGUUCCCGAUCGUCUUCGGCGGGGUCCACGGCUGGUCGCAAGGCAUCUCCGGCCUUUCUUUCCUUGGCGUCAUUGUUGGCCAAGUGGGGGCUGUAUUCUUCUAUCUCUGGCUGGACGUGCGAUACAAACGGGUAGCGGCUCAAUGGGGCGGCAUGGCGCCUGCUGAGGAGAGACUGCCGCCAGCGCUCAUCGGAGCACCAAUUCUGACCAUCGGGCUAUUCAUCUUCGCGUGGACGACCUAUGCGAGCGUGCACUGGAUCGCACCCAUCAUAGGGGCUUCGCUGUUCGGCUUUGGGCAGGUGCUCCUGUUCAUCUCGAUGAUGAACUACACGGUGGACUCGUACACCAUCUUCGCGGCGUCUGCUCUGGCGGCGAACGCGAUCCUGCGCUCACUCUUCGGCGCUGCCUUUCCGCUCUUGUGAGUUGCCCGAUUCCAAGACAUUAUUUCCCAGUAUAUGCAGCGGUAUAUGCAGCCGACACUAACAGCAGACUCAGUACGCCCGUAAUGUACGCCAAGCUGGGGCCUCAGUGGGCGUCCUCGAUCCCCGCUUUCCUCUCGCUGGCGUGUACGCCGCUGCCGUUCCUCUUCAGGCGAUACGGCAAGGCGAUUCGCGACAAAUGCAAGUAUUCGGCCGAGUCGCAGCGGAUAUGGACUGCCAUGAUGAGCGCGCAGCGGGCGGUACGGGCAGAAGGGUCCUCGGUGGAGUCAUCGAUGGAUGAGCUGACGUCGGUUGGAGCUACGGGCGAAAAGGGCGCUGAGCGGGUAUAG
Messenger RNA from Lecanosticta acicola, 1828 nucleotides. NCBI's taxonomy places the organism in Eukaryota, Fungi, Ascomycota, Dothideomycetes, Mycosphaerellales, Mycosphaerellaceae. The record is from the annotation of a GenBank genome assembly.